Molecule: messenger RNA, 1073 nt
Organism: Drosophila takahashii
Lineage: Eukaryota; Metazoa; Arthropoda; Insecta; Diptera; Drosophilidae
Source: RefSeq, a predicted model, not a curated record
CUAGCAAAGUGACGUCUGGAAUUGCAUUGUUGGGAUUUAAAUUUUUUGGACUGGCGGCAAAAGGACAGGGUUUGAACCCAAUUACUGGUUACCUGCGGUCGCAGAUUUCCGCGAAGUCAGUAGCGGAUGCAGGCAGGCAGAACGUAAAGCGCGAUCCUGUAAUGUAUAUAAGCAACCGCAGCCGUUCAGAAUCAAGCCAGAACAUGGAGACCUCGGAAGCGGUGAAUACGUGUGCGGAGGGAGAUCAGCUCAAUGGAUCCUUCCGCCUGCAGUGCUCCAUGUCCUCCCUGGACAUGGAGAAUGAGAGCGAUCUUUCGCUGGCCUUCGAACGCGAGGAGCAGUCCCCCGAUGGCAGCUGCGACGAGCUGCCGGCCUUCGAGAUCCGCGCCUUCUCGCCCCACGGACGCACCCCCUCGCCCAUCGACGACCUCAACCUGUCGGACAUCGAGACGCCCAAGCAGACGGCGCGCCAGCAGCAGCUCCCGGUGGACGAGGAGGAGGAGCCCUCCCGCCAGAACGACCCCCAGUACGUGGCGCUGCACGAGAUCAACGCCCAGAUCAGUCCACCCAGCGACGCCGACGACUCCAACAGCUUGGAGACGAUCUUCGAGGGCGUCUUCCUGAGCACCCCGCCUCGCGAGAAGGCCGCCAACUCCGGCAAUUCCCGCUUCACUCCCAAGCGCAGCCGGGCGAAUCUCAUCGAGCUAAUGGCCAUCGGCAACCGCCUGCAAACCGGUGGCAAGGAGAACCAGUCGCCGGGAGCGCGAUUGCCCGGCCUUCAGUCACCAUCGCCGCUCAAGGACCACCCCACCUAGUGACCCCCACCGAAGCGAUCCCAACCAAAGCCAUGGAGCUAGCGCUCAGACUGCCAUCGAUGAUCUAGACUAAGUUACAAUUUACCUGAAUGUGUGGAUAGAAAUCCCAGCGGCCGGCAGGUGUACACCCUAAUGUGUAUCCUGAUCCCCGGCUGAUCCUUAAGUUCACCCUAGCUACGUGCCCUGCGUUUCCCAAUGUCAGGCUAGAUGUUUAUGUAGUGGUAAAUAAAGAUUGUCUUUCCAUGUUUCAAACAUUAA